Messenger RNA from Ictalurus punctatus (channel catfish), 3139 nucleotides. It is a transcript of the gene snx14, whose product is annotated as sorting nexin 14. Gene Ontology annotation, cellular component: late endosome. The record is from RefSeq and is a predicted model, not a curated record. Bases 216 to 3026 code for a protein of 936 amino acids. Gene Ontology annotation, molecular function: phosphatidylinositol-3,5-bisphosphate binding. NCBI's taxonomy places the organism in Eukaryota, Metazoa, Chordata, Actinopteri, Siluriformes, Ictaluridae. Gene Ontology annotation, biological process: autophagosome maturation. The transcript has 30 exons.
CUUCCGUAUUAGUAAUGUUUCUGCCGUCGCCUGUGUAAUGCGUUAAUCUGCUGGAAACGAAGUUUGUCAGCUGACCAACUGUUGAAAUAAAAUGUAGAAUAUAGUUUAUAACAGCAACAUUUUGUUAAUGUUGUGUAACUCGUAAGAAGCGGCUGUUUUGCAGGUAACUAUGUCCGGUAACUCUUUCCGGUAACUUCGUCCAUGACCAGAACCACAUGGCAGGCGUUAAAGUUUUCCUCGAGUCUCUUAGGAGGGGACUGAAAGUGGACUUGAUUAGGGAAGUGGCCCGGCAGUACCCGUUCAUCUGCUUCGUGCUUGUCUCCAUGCUCUCCUCAACCAUAAUCCUCAACAGAUAUAUCCAUGUCCUGUUGAUAUUUUGGUUUUUCCUGGCUGGAGCGAUCACCUUCUACUGCUCGCUGAGUCCCGACAGCCUGGUGCCAAACGUCCUGAUUUCCAUAACGACUAAGGAUAAACAGCAGGAGCAGCAGGAGCUCUUCCCACAGGGCCACAGUUGUGCAGUUUGUGGGAAGAACAAGUGCAAACGACACAGACCAGCUCUUCUUCUGGAAAACUACCAGCCAUGGUUAGGUUUGAAGGUGCACUCGAAGGUGGACGCCUCCAUCGGAGAGGUGUUGGAGUUGGUCCUAGAGAACUUUGUGUAUCCGUGGUACAGGGAUAUAACAGAUGAUGAGGUGUGCGUGGACGAACUCAGGCAGACCUUUCGUUUUUUCGCCUCCGUUCUGGUUCGGCGAGUCCAGAAGGUGAACGUUCCAUCAGCCAUCACUGGCAGAAUGAUGAAAGCAGCCAUGAAGCACAUAGAGAUUGCUGCCAAAGCACAGCAGAAAGUGGAUAAAAACCGGCCCCUGCAGCAGGUGGCGCUAGAGGAGUACGGCGCAGAUCUGCACGUGGCCCUGCGCAGUCGACGAGACGAGCUGCUCUACUUACGGAAGCUCACAGAGAUGCUCUUUCCAUAUGUCAUGCCUCCUAAAGCUACUGACUGCAGAUCUCUGUCUCUGCUGAUUCGAGAAGUCAUGACCGGCUCUGUGUUUCUCCCAACCAUGGACUUCAUGGCUGACCCGGAUACGGUGAACCACAUGGUACUCCUGUUCAUCGAUGACACUCCUCCUGAGCCAGCAACUGAGCCUCCAUCUGCCCUGGUGCCCUUCCUACACAAAUAUGCAGACUCGCGCAACAAACAUCCCUCUGUGCUGAAGCUGGACCUGAAGGAGAUCCGUGAGCAGCAGGAUCUGUUGUUCCGCUUUAUGAGUUUCCUCAAACAGGAGGGAGCCGUGCAUGUGCUGCAGUUCUGCCUUGCUGUGGAAGAGUUCAAUGAUAAGAUCUUGUGUCCGGAGCUGAGUGAUUCUGAGAUGCGCUCCCUGCAUGGUGAGGUACAAAAGAUCUAUGUGACCUAUUGCCUGGAGGAGAGCAUCGACAAGAUCAGCUUCGACCCCUUCAUCAUCGAGGAAAUCCGCAACAUUGCGGAGGGACCAUACCCAGGAGUAGUGAAGCUGCAGAAGAUGCGAUGUCUCUUUGAGGCCUAUGAGCAUGUCCUGUCCUUGCUGGAGAAUGUCUUCACUCCGAUGUUUUGCCACAGUGAUGAGUAUUUCAGAUACCUGCUGUGUGGCGUAGAAUCUCCUCCUAGAAAUGCUAAACUAAACAGGAAUUUGAGUAUGGAUGAUUUAAGGAACCCACCUAAACGGGGCGAGUCGUUUGGGAUCAGCCGCAUUGGCAGUAAGCUGAAGGGUGUGUUUAGAAGCAGCACGAUGGAAGGAGCAAUGCUGCCCACUUACACCAUGGUUGAUGGAGAAGAGGACAUGGUGGAGGAGGCCACGGUGGUGGUGGAGGACGACUGUCCUGUGCCGGUGGAAGUGGUGGCUAUUCCAGGAACACAGCGGAACCUGUCAGCGUGGCUCAUCUCUAUUCCCUUCGUAGACUUCUAUGAUGAUGAAGUCAAGAAAGAGCGUGUUCCUGUCUUCUGCAUUGACGUGGAGCGGCACGACCGUGAGCAAGUGGGUCAUGAGACAGAAAGCUGGUCAGUCUACAGGAGGUACCUUGAGUUCUAUGUCCUCGAGUCCAAACUCACAGAGUUCCAUGGUUCAUUCCAGGAUGCACAGCUCCCUUCCAAAAGAAUUAUCGGACCAAAAAAUUUUGAGUUCCUAAACUCCAAACGUGUAGAAUUUGAGGAAUACCUGCAGAACUUGUUGCGACACCCCGAGUUGAGCAACAGCCAACUGUUAGCAGACUUCCUCUCCCCUUAUAGCACAGAGACGCAGUUCCACGACAAGAUGUUGCCUGACGUCAACCUAGGAAGGAUAUUUAAGUCAGUACCAGGGAAACUCAUCAAGGAGAAAGGACAGAACCUGGAGCCAUUCCUCCAGUCCUUCCUCAACUCGUGCGAGCAACCGAGACCCAAACCGAGCCGUCCCGAACUCACCGUGCUCAGCCCCACUGCUGGCAGCAACAAAAAGCUCUACAACGCUCUUUAUAAAAACAAUGCUGACCAAGCCGACAGCAUGGACAGGAAGCAUAAGCAGAACUAUUUUUUGGAGCGGAUGGAGCUGGAGGGUGUUUAUGACUACAUGAUAUAUGUGGGUCGAGUGGUUUUCCACAUGCCUGACUGGCUGCACCACGUGCUCUACGCAGGCCGCAUACUCUUUAAGAAGACUCUGGAGGCGUACAUGGACCAAUACGUCCAGUACAAACUGGACCAGAUCCUACAGGAGCACCGCCUCGUCUCCUUAAUCACUCUCCUGAGAGACGCAGUGUUCUGUGAGAACAAUGAAGAGCGCUCCCCGGAAGACAAACAGAGACGAGCCAAGCAAACAUUUGAAGAGAUGAUGAACUACCUGCCAGAUGUCGUGGGUAAGUGUAUAGGAGAGGAAAACAAAUAUGAGGGAAUUCAGCUGCUCUUCAACUGCCUCCAGCAGCCUCUCCUCAACAAACAGAUUACUUAUGUGCUGCUAGACAUUGCAGUUGAGGAGCUUUUCCCAGAGCUCAGUGUGAAAGAAAACCCAAGAAAUAGAUGAAUGUAAAGAAUACUCGGAUGCCCUCCGGAUUUUUUAAAUACUUUGGAGACGUAUUGACAUUCCAGUGUUUAUUAUUGCAGUGCUGAAAUAAAUGUAUUUAUUAUUAAUUUGAA